Molecule: messenger RNA, 2280 nt
Organism: Bombyx mori (domestic silkworm)
Lineage: Eukaryota; Metazoa; Arthropoda; Insecta; Lepidoptera; Bombycidae
Product: mucin-4
Exons: 4
Coding region: 27-2273 (748 amino acids)
Source: RefSeq, a predicted model, not a curated record
AAAGUUUUUCAAAAACCACAACCGAUAUGAUAUGCCGCAUACAUCGAUCAGUUCGUGAUCGUUCGUUGAAGAGUGAUAUAUUAUACAUUUCGGAACGCUCAGCGAGGCUCACGACAAUGGAACCGAACUACAGACUCCUCAAAAUUAUUCUGUUGAGCCUGUUGUGCACCGCUCAUUGUCAUGACCGCCUAUUUAAAAUCAGGGUACUGAAAGACGAUUUGCUUGAGGUGUGCAAGGCCGCUGGAUUCAAAAGCCGUCCAGAGGGAUCACGUAGACCAGCAUCAGCAGAACCUAGAGUUCUACAAGAGCUGUUAAAAACACACUCAACAGCUUGGACAGAAACAGUACCGUAUACAGAUACCUCAUCAGAAUCACCAUCGACAGUUGACCCAGAGGAAGAAUUAUCUACAGCUUGGACAGAAACAGUACAGUAUGCAGACGCCUCAUCAGAAUCACCGUCGACAGCUAAUCCAGAAGAAGAAAUAUUUACAGCAUGGACAGAAACACUACCUUAUACAGAUACCUCAUCAGAAUCACCGUCGAUAGCUGACCCAGAGGAAGAAAUAUCUACAGCUUGGACAGAAACAGUACAGUAUACAGAUAACUCAUCAGAAUCAGCAUCGACAGCUGACCCAGAGGAUGAAAUAUCUACAGCUUGGACAGAAACAGUACCUUAUACAGAUACCUCAUCGGAAUCACCGUCGAUAGCUGACCCAGAGGAAGAAAUAUCUACAGCUUGGGCAGAAACAGUACAGUAUACAGAUACUUCAUCAGAAUCACCGUCGACAGCUGACCUAGAGGAUGAGAUAUCUACAGCUUGGACAGAAACAGUACCGUAUACAUAUACCUCAUCAGAAUCACCGUCGACAGCUGUUCUAGAGGAAGAAAUAUCUACAGCUUGGGCAGAAACAGUACAUUAUACAGAUACUUCAUCACAAUCACCGUCGAAAACUGAUCCAGAGGAAGAAAUAUCUACAGCUUGGACAGAAACAGUACCUUAUACAGAUACCUCAUCAGAAUCACCGUCGAUAGCUGACCCAGAGGAAGAAAUAUCUACAGCUUGGACAGAAACAGUACAGUAUACAGAUAACUCAUCAGAAUCAGCAUCGACAGCUGACUCAGAGGAUGAAAUAUCUACAGCUUGGACAGAAACAGUACCUUAUACAGAUACCUCAUCAGAAUCACCGUCGAUAGCUGACCCAGAGGAAGAAAUAUCUACAGCUUGGACAGAAACAGUACAGUAUACAGACGCCUCAUCAGAAUCAGCAUCGAUAGCUGACCCAGAGGAUGAGAUAUCUACAGCUUGGACAGAAACAGUACCGUAUACAGAUACUUCAUCAGAAUCACCGUCGACAGCUGACCUAGAGGAAGAUAUAUCUACAGCUUGGGCAGAAACAGUACAUUAUACAGAUACUUCAUCACAAUCACCGUCGAAAACUGAUCCAGAGGAAGAAAUAUCUACAGCUUGGACAGAAACAGUACAGUAUACAGAUACUUCAUCAGAAUCACCGUCGACAGCUGACCUAGAGGAAGAUAUAUCUACAGCUUGGGCAGAAACAGUACAUUAUACAGAUACUUCAUCACAAUCACCGUCGAAAACUGAUCCAGAGGAAGAAAUAUCUACAGCUUGGACAGAAACAGUACAGUAUACAGACGCCUCAUCAGAAUCAGCAUCGAUAGCUGACCCAGAGGAUGAGAUAUCUACAGCUUGGACAGAAACAGUACCGUAUACAGAUACUUCAUCAGAAUCACCGUCGACAGCUGACCUAGAGGAUGAGAUAUCUACAGCUUGGACAGAAAAAGUAACGUAUACAGCCUCAUUAGAAUCACCGUCGACAGCUGACCCAGAGGAAAAAUUGUCUACAGCUUGGACAGAAAGAGUACCGUAUACAGAUACCUCAUCAGAAUCACCGUCGACAGCUGACUCAGAGGAAGAAAUAUCUACAGCUUGGACAAAAACAGUACUGUAUACAGAUACUUCAUCAGAAUCACCGUCGAGAGCUGACCAAGAGGAAGAAAUAUCUACAGCUAGGACAGAAACAGUGCCAUAUACAGCUACCUCAUCAGAAUCACCGUUAACAGCUGCCCCAGAGAAACAAUUAUUUUCAGUUUGGCCAGGAUUAUUAACGAAUUCAUCCAGUCUAACAGGAAAUACGACAGCUAUAAUUUCCACAACACUACAACCAGCAGAGAAAGUAGUUAGAAAUAACUAUUUAAGUUCAUCUCUUCGCGAAAGAGUGAGAAAAACCUUUAAUCAAUUUAAUCUAAUUUGAUCUAGCG